AUAGAAACAUCAAUUGAUAGGACACACGACACGACAUCAUGAGCUAUAUUGAAGAAGAUGAAGAAGAGGACGAACUGCAGCUGAUCCUCGAGGGAAGGGAUCACGAGUUUGUCGCCGAUGACGACGACAACGACGGCGGCGACGUUGACAAUGAUUAUCGCGAAGAAGACAACAACAGCCGCAAAGAAUCUAAUCGCCGCCACAAGUCUUCACAACAACACUUACACUAUGAUGAAGACAACUAUACAAAGAUCAGAUCGUCGGCUAAGAAACCAUCAGUUAGUGGAUCAAAUAAAAGACGUGAAACUAGUAAUACAAGUAGUGCCGGUAAAAGUGGUCACAAGAGACAAAAACUGAGUCAAAAAUACGAUGAUUAUUCGGAAGAAGAUGAUGAUGGCUAUCGUGGUAUCGAUGAGGCCAUCGAAGUUAAAGAAAGACAGCCAAAGAAAGUAAUUGCACGACUAAGUGAUGAUAACGAUGGCGGCGGAGACGACAACAAUACCGAUACGGCAAAAGUCAAGGCAAAAGUUCGGCGAAUUGUGACCCAACGGAAACUGAUACUCAAUGAAAGCAAACUGAUGUCAAAAGACGGUAUCGCAAGUCUGCCCAAACUGUUUGCCGAUUUUAAGUUUGACGGAAAGGGUCACGAAUUGAAAGACUUGAAUGCAAUGAUGUUUCAGUUGAACCAUUGGGCGCACCGACUCUUUCCGAGCCUAACGUUUGAUGACUUUAUCGACCGAUGCGAACAAUUAGGACACAAGAAGGCGCUCAAGAAUUAUAUUUACAGAAUUCGAACCGAUAUGUCUGUGGAUUCGAUGGACAUUGUCGUCAAUAAGGACGACGACGACGAUAAUAACUUGUCUGACGCCGACAACAAUGCCUUUGCCAAAGACUUUGAUGCGAUUAUUGGCAAUACGGUGGCCACAAAUCCGGUGAAAUACGCGAACACGACAUCGUUGAUGACGACAUCCAUUGAAAAAGUUGUCGAUUCAAAUAUGGACGACAACAUGAGUGAUAUCAGCGACUUUUACGAUAUUCCUCGACAGUUCAAAACUAAUGACAAUAUUAUGCCAACCGAUGAGUUUAGUGUAGAGAAAAAAUCAAUUGACGACAAACUGUCGGAAAUCAAUGACGAUAACAACAGCGAUGAUAAUUUACAAGAAGUUAAGAAUGAAAAAGUAACACAAAAUAAUGACACAAAUAAAGACAAUGGUUUGAUAGUGAAUGAAAAGAGUGAAAUAGUGACACAAAAUGAUGAUAACAAUGAAGACAAUGAUUUAGUAAUGAAUGAAAAGAUUGAAAUUGAGACACAAAAUGAUGGUAAUAAUGAAGAGAACGAUAUAGUUAUGAAUAAAAAUAUUGAAAUUGAGACACAAAAUGAUGAUAAUAUUGAAGACAAUGAUUUAGUAAUGAAUAAAAAGAUUGAAAUUGAGACACAAAAUGAUGGCAAAAAUGAAGAGAACGAUAUAGUUAUGAAUAAAAAUAUUGAAAUUGAGACACAAAAUGAUGGCAACAAUGAUAUAGUAGUGAUGAAUGAUAAGCAAAAAAUUUCAGAUAACGAUAACAAUUCGGAUAAUGAAGAUAUAAGUGAAGAGGAACUGCUCAAAGAAAUCAAUUCAGAUUCAGAUGAUUGAAUGUUACGAUUAUUUUAUUAAUUAUUUAAUUUGAUUG
Oppia nitens is the source of this 1671-nucleotide messenger RNA. Its product is annotated as protein PFC0760c-like. Gene Ontology annotation, cellular component: replication fork protection complex; nucleus. The transcript has a single exon. Gene Ontology annotation, biological process: replication fork processing; DNA damage response; replication fork arrest. The coding region runs from base 39 to 1634 and encodes 531 amino acids. Gene Ontology annotation, molecular function: DNA binding. The record is from RefSeq and is a predicted model, not a curated record. NCBI's taxonomy places the organism in Eukaryota, Metazoa, Arthropoda, Arachnida, Sarcoptiformes, Oppiidae.